Molecule: messenger RNA, 1775 nt
Organism: Nannochloropsis gaditana CCMP526
Gene: CCBL
Product: kynurenine-oxoglutarate transaminase / cysteine-S-conjugate beta-lyase
Exons: 5
Coding region: 49-1494 (481 amino acids)
Biological process (GO): biosynthetic process
Cellular component (GO): cytoplasm; mitochondrion
Molecular function (GO): L-kynurenine:2-oxoglutarate transaminase activity; pyridoxal phosphate binding
Source: RefSeq, a predicted model, not a curated record
UGCCCACACGGACACACAGGGCUUGGCUUGGACUGGGGUGCGAAGUGCAUGCUCAAGAUCUCAGCCUUCGCUCGCGUGUCUUGGCUGCUUUCGGGUUGGGCUUCUUCCUUACCUUCAUAUCACCGUAGAACACUUGUCCCCUCCUUUACCCGGCUGCUCACCAGGCAGAUGAGCUCGGAAGACUUCGACUUCGGCCCUGCCGACCGCCUCAAAGGCUUUGAGAAACCAACUGUGUGGCAAGAAUUUACCCCCCUGGCAGCACAGAUGCAGGCGGUUAAUCUCGGACAGGGCUUUCCAGACUGGCCCACCCCUGACUUCUGCAAAACGGCGGCCGUGCGCGCCAUCGAGAAGAACCACAACCAAUACUGCCGCUCGGCCGGGCUGCCAGACCUGGCCUCCGCCCUAGCCACCCACUACUCGCCCCUCUUUGGUCGGACCCUCGACCCCGACACCGAGGUGACGGUCUCUGUGGGGGUCUCGGAGGGCCUCUUCGCCGCCAUCCACUCCCUCGUCAACCCCGGCGACGAGGUGAUCCUCAUCGAGCCCGCCUUCGACAUAUACGCCGCGCAGGUAAAAAUGGCGGGCGGGACCUGCGUGUACGUCCCUCUUCGACCCCCAUCCCCCUCCUCUUCGACAUGGAGCCUGGACUGGGGAGAGGUGGCCGCGGCCUUCACCCCCCGCACUCGACUCCUCCUCCUCAACACGCCCCAAAACCCAACGGGGAAAGUCUUCGCCCGAUCCGAGCUGCAAAAGCUCGCGGACCUGGUCCGGGCGCACCCGCGGGCCCUGGUUCUGUCCGACGAAGUGUAUGAGAACCUCACCUAUCCGGGCCACGAGCAUGUGCGCCUCGCCACCCUGCCCGGCAUGUGGGAGCGCACCUUGACCUUGUCCUCGGCGGGAAAGACCUUCUGCGUGACCGGCUGGAAGAUCGGCUGGCUCAUAGGCCCAACGCAUUUGAUCCGGGGGGUCAUGUGCUGCAACCAGUACGUGCAAUUCUCGGUGGCCACGCCCCUGCAAGCGGCAGUGGCUGAGAUGCUUCGGCGGGCCCAAGAACCUUACAUGGAAUUUCCCUCUUACUACGCCUGGCUGCGGGACGAAUACAUGCGAAAACGUACGCUAUUAGUCGACGCGCUUAGAACAGCAGGUCUCGAGCCCAUCGUCCCCGAAGGUGGCUUUUUCAUCAUCGCGGACACGAGCAACAUCCAGGUCCCCCCGCGCUAUCUUGGCGAGAGCACGCCGGCCUCCCCCAAUCCCAUGUCCAGAGAUUGGGCCUUCUGCCGCUAUCUGACUCUGGAAGCAGGCGUGGCCGCUAUACCCCCCUCUGCCUUUUACAAGGAGGAGCACAAACAUUUGGCGAAGAACCAUGCCCGCUUUGCUUUCUGUAAGGCAGACGCGAGCAUCGUGGAGGCCAAGGCGCGCUUUCUGAGAUGGAGGGGGAAGGACGAGGCUGGCGCAGUGGGUCUAGAGAACGGGAAUGGGAAAGAAGAGGCUUGAAGUGGUGGUUGGAUCGGAAGGGAAUGCUUUGGACGAGUGGCGAGAGACGAAUAAAUUCCGCAGGCGCGCCUGUCGCUUGAGGCCCGUGUGCCGUGCGGGUUGUUUGCCUCGAGUUUGGGGUCAUGCAGGCCCAGGAGGCCGCCCUCCCGUGAAAUGUGAUGAAAAAAAUGAUUUGCCGACUGACUGUACAAGAGCUCCCUUUAUGCCAGCCACAAUUCCUGCACCAUUCUUUGUUGUCCUUCUCACUCUAAGCGUUACUUCCCCCUUGCACCACAGGCGCG